Messenger RNA from Pipistrellus kuhlii (Kuhl's pipistrelle), 5524 nucleotides. RefSeq names its product KN motif and ankyrin repeat domains 2 (gene KANK2). Bases 1065 to 3602 code for a protein of 845 amino acids. Gene Ontology annotation, molecular function: protein binding. The record is from RefSeq and is a predicted model, not a curated record. Gene Ontology annotation, cellular component: cytoplasm. NCBI's taxonomy places the organism in Eukaryota, Metazoa, Chordata, Mammalia, Chiroptera, Vespertilionidae. Gene Ontology annotation, biological process: negative regulation of G1/S transition of mitotic cell cycle; negative regulation of cell population proliferation; negative regulation of transcription by RNA polymerase II. The transcript has 12 exons.
CGGCAGCUGUUUGCCAUUAGCCGGGGACCCCGCAGGCCCCGCCCCUCCCUGCACGGGUGGGGUCCUCCUCACCCCAUCUUUGGGGCGGGGAGAGGGGCGGGAAGACCCCAGAGACAUCCUGGCUGGUCAGCCAGGGGGCCUUUAAGGGACACCCGGUUGGGCAUUCGGGCUCACCCGGGCUCAUCCUGUCUUCCUUUCUGCCUCUAUUUUGUGUCCCCCUCCCUCCCUGUACCCCAAGGGGUUCCACAGAGGGAAAGGGGCCUCAGCCGCAGACAUCCCCGCUUCCAUUCUGCUUUCUCCGCCUGGAGCUGCCUGCCCUCACUGAGGAUGGUCGGGUGGCUGGAGACCCCCAGAUCCCAUUCUCAGCCUGGGAAAUGGGCUGGAGGGAUGUGGAGUGCGGGGGAGGGUGGCCAGGCCUGCAGCGGGGGGAUCUGCGAGGCUUAGGUUCAAACCCAGGACCAGCCCUUUACCCACCCAGUGACCUGGGACUAGUCACUGCACAUUUCCGUGCCUCCCCAUUCCCCAUCUGGUGGGGUGGGUUUGUCUGAUGCACAGAUCAGUGUUGUUGCUAUUAUUCACCCCAUCCCUGCCCACCUCCAGGCGCCCCCACAGGCUGUUCCAGUCCUGCAGCCUGUCUCCCUCUCUCGGGUCCCCAGAAAUUAUUUGUAAUCCUGUCCUAUAGAGGGGGGGAGCCUCCCGGCAGGUGGAAAACCAGCCUUCCUACGUUUGGUGGCUACGUGUUCCAGGUGUUGCAAGACAGAGAAGCGAGGACAGAGACGUGGAGAGACAGGGAGAAGGAAGUACAGAGAGAGACACAGAGACAGAGACGUGGAGAGAGAUAAAGCGAGACGCCGACUGACCGAGAGACACUGGGUGUGAGAAAAGGACCAGCUUGGCAGCCCCUGGAGCCCCAGCCCCGCCUUCAUGCCCAGCCGGUGUCCCGCCUGGCCCGUCCUCCCAGGUACCCACUGCUCCGCACCCACGGCAGGUGAGCCUCAGGCCGUGCUGAAGGCAGUCUGACUCCAGGCCUCCCGGACGCUUGAGGAGCAUCUACGGAGGGGACGAUGGCCCAAGUCCUGCACGUGCCCGCCCCCUUUCCAGGGACCCCCGGCCCAGCCUCCCCGCCGGCCUUCCCCCCGAAGGAGACCGAGCCUCCGUACUCGGUGGAGACGCCCUAUGGCUACCGCCUGGACCUGGAUUUCCUCAAGUACGUGGACGACAUCGAGAAGGGCCACACGCUGCGCCGCGUGGCCGUGCAGCGCCGGCCGCGCCUGGGCUCGCUGCCCCGGGGCCCCGGCUCCUGGUGGACCUCCACCGAGUCGCUGUGCUCCAACGCCAGCGCCGACAGCCGCCACUCGGCCUACUCCUACUGCGGCCGCGGCUUCUACCCGCAGUACGGCGCCCUGGAGGCCCGCGGCGGCGGCUUCAACCCCCGGGUGGAGCGCACCCUGCUGGACGCCCGGCGCCGCCUGGAGGACCAGGCCGCCGCGCCCGCGGGCCUGGGCUCCCUGGCCCCCAGCGCCGCCAGCUCCACCAGCUCCCUGGUGGGGGUGGGGCUGCCGCCCCCGACGCCCCGGGGCUCGGGCAUGUCCACGCCGGUGCCGCCCAGCGCCGGGCACCUGGCCCACGUGCGGGAGCAGAUGGCGGGCGCCCUGCGGAAGCUGCGGCAGCUGGAGGAGCAGGUGAAGCUGAUCCCCGUGCUGCAGGUGAAGCUGUCGGUGCUGCAGGAGGAGAAGCGGCAGCUCACGGUGCAGCUCAAGAGCCAGAAGUUCCUGGGCCACCCCUCGGGGGCCCGGGGCCGCGGCGAGCUCUGCCUCGACCUCCCCGAGGCUCCCGAGGACCCGGCGCCGCCGGAGACGCGGAGCGUGGGCACCUGGGUCCGCGAGCGGGACCUGGGCGUGCCCGACGGGGAGGCGGCCCUGGCCGCCAAGGUCGCCGUGCUGGAGACCCAGCUCAAGAAGGCGCUCCAGGAGCUGCAGGCGGCGCAGGCCCGGCAGGCCGGCCCCCAGCCCCAGGCCCAGCCCCAGGCCCAGGCCUGGCCCCCGCCCGACAGCCCCGUCCGCGUGGACACUGUCCGCGUGGUGGAGGGACCUCGGGAGGUGGAGGUGGCGGCCAGCACGGCGGCUGGGGCCCCCGCGCAGCGGGCCCAGAGCCUGGAGCCCUACGGGGCGGGGCUGCGGGCCCUGGUGGCCCCCGGGGGGCCCGAGAGCCGCCCCGUGUUCCGGAGCCACGAAGUGGUGGAGGCGGCCUUCUCCUCGGCCGCGGCAGCCCCGGGCCACGUCCACCUGGUGAAGAAGAUCAGCAUCACGGAGCCGAGCUGCAACGGGGCGGCAGGUCCUCGGGCGUCUGCAGCGUCUGCAGCGGCAUCCUCGUCGCCCCCAGGGUCCACAGCAGCCUCCCUGGCACCGCCCACGAGGAACGCAGGCGGGGUGCCCCCCAGGCCGGCAGCCCCGCGCGAACCAGAGGAGGCCGGAGGUGCGGGCGGGCCCCAGGCGGCCAUACGGUCCAUCAUGAAGCGGAAAGAGGAGCCAGCGGCCCCCGCGGCCCACCAGCGGAACCUCCAGUUCGUGGGGGUCAACGGCGGGUGCGAGUCCUCCUCCGAGGACUCCAGCACCGCCGAGAACUCCGACAACGACAGCACCGGGAACGAGACCCCGGAGCCCGAGGCGCGGCUGCCGGUGGCUGAGGCCGCCCCGGCCAGGCCCUCGGGGACGGCAGCCGCCCAGGAGGAGGGCCCGCCGUCCCGGGAGUCCGAGCGGGUGCCCGCGGCCGGGGGCGCCUCGGGGUCCAACGCGGAGGAGAUCCGGAUGGAGCUAAGCCCCGACCUCAUCUCAGCCUGCCUGGCCCUGGAAAAGUACCUGGACAACCCCAACGCCCUCUCCGAGCGGGAGCUGAAGGUGGCCUACACCACGGUGCUGCAGGAGUGGCUGCGCCUGGCCUGCCGCAGCGACGCCCACCCCGAGCUCGUGCGGCGCCACCUGGUGACGUUCCGGGCCAUGUCCGCGCGGCUGCUGGACUACGUGGUCAACAUCGCCGACAGCAACGGCAACACCGCGCUGCACUACUCCGUGUCCCACGCCAACUUCCCGGUGGUGCGGCAGCUGCUGGACAGCGGUGUCUGCCAGGUGGACAAGCAGAACCGUGCCGGCUACAGCCCCAUCAUGCUCACCGCCCUGGCCGCCCUCAAGACCCAGGAUGACAUCGAGACGCUCCUGCAGCUCUUCCGGCUCGGAGACGUCAACGCCAAAGCCAGCCAGGCCGGGCAGACGGCCCUGAUGCUGGCGGUCAGCCACGGGCGCGCGGACGUGGUGAAGGCGCUGCUGGCCUGCCAGGCGGACGUCAACGUGCAGGACGAUGACGGCUCCACGGCCCUCAUGUGCGCCUGCGAGCACGGCCACAAGGAGAUCACGGGGCUGCUGCUGGCCGUGCCCAGCUGCGACAUCUCGCUCACCGACCGCGACGGGAGCACGGCUCUGAUGGUGGCCCUGGACGCGGGGCAGAGCGAGAUCGCCUCCAUGCUGUACUCCCGCAUGAACAUCAAGUGCUCGUUCGCCCCGAUGUCGGAUGACGAAAGCCCUGCCUCGUCCUCCGCGGAAGAGUAGCCAGGAGCGGGGACCCGAGGCGCCUCCCCUCCCAGGCCAGGCAGCCCUGGAGCGGCCGCCCUCCUCCCUCGCUCCUCGUCCUGGGCUCCUCCCUGGCCCACCCCGCUCCUACCCACCGAGCCUGGGUCCACAGGCACGUGGUUUUCCUCUGCUUCCCAGCAGCGACCAGGCCCCAGCUUACGGCGGGUCUUCCCGCCCCCAGUUCAAAGCAGCCACAGCGCAGACAGAAGCUCAUUCCCACAGAGAUGGGCGCCGGCGGCUGUGCUGGGCGUGGGUUCCUGGAGAACGCAGAACCCUCGGCUGGCGGUGGCGGAUGGAGGAGGGCGAGGGGAGCGCGCUGUGUUUUCGAACCGCCGUCGGGGAAGAGGGGGAGUCGUAGGACCUGUUGCCAAAUCUGAAAGUCACUGGAAAGGCAUAUUUUCAUUUUAAUCGUGAGUGUCAUUACUCACGGGCGGGGUCUGGAGUGGCUUCACUCCCCCUCGGCCCCCACGUAAUUGUCUGGUAUGUAGCAGUGUUGUGUCCACUCCCCCCCCCCCCCCAGGCAGCUUUUUCGGGGGAAUUUUGGUCUCUUCACAAAACGGAUGCUGUCCUUGUCACCCGGAGUAGGAAAUGCAGCCCUUUCUUCUGCUUCCUCGUGCCACUGGGAGGGGAGGGAGCCCCAGGACUCAGAGCCGAGAGGUGGGAGCAGUUCAUAUCAAGAAAUUACUCCGGCCCUUCCCCGCAUGGAGGCCCCAGCGAACAUUAAUUUUCCUAGAAAACCCUUCAGGCCCGGAGACACAGGAAAUGAAUCCUGUUCCCAGAGUGGCUGCUGCGUGCCCGGGUUUCGAACCCAGGGUACGGGCCGCCCAGGUCCUCCGCAGGCUCCAGAAUUUCUCUUCAAAGGAAAGAAAACAGGCCGUGUGUGUGUGUGUGUGUGUGUGUGUGUGUGUGUGUGUGUGUGUGGCAGCGCCUGGGGCCGGCUCCAGGAACCCCAUGUGUGCACAAUUAAAAGUUGGCUGCCCCCAGAGGGCUCCCAGCACAAACUUAAAGAGGCAGGGCCUUGCCGAAAACCAAACAAGGGCCAGCUGGGUUGUUGUUUUUUUUAACCUACAGGCUUUCCGGAGCUGCCUGGAGCAGAGCCUGCUGGACUUGGGCUCGCCAGACACUCACAGUUUCCUUAAUGGCCUGUUUUGUUCCCAGGAUCUCGACCGAGUUCUCUUUCCUUUUCCUUCCUUCUGUGAACCAAAAAAAGAAAGGCGAGCGGCCCCGAGCCGCCCCACGUGCCCCUGCGGCGGGGGAGGGAGACCCCUGGCUAAUGGGUGUCCUGCCCCCGGCCAGUCGCAGCCCUGGGAGCCGGCCCUGAGCGCUCACGUGUCCACUCCGUCCUGCGGAGCCCUGGCCCCCCUCCCACAGAAGUGGGCUUGCUGGCUGGCUGGAGUCUGGCUUGCUUUGAUUUUGAAGGGAUCAGAAUCUUUUUUACUCUGUACCUGAGACAAAAGGGCUUGCGUGGCCAAAGGAGGGAGGCACCCCGGAGAGAGGGGGGGAGAGAGUGUGUGUGUGAGUUGGAAAGAAAAAAACCGAAGCUGCUUGAGGGUGUCCUUGGCGUGUGAUGGGAGGCGGCUCUGAGCCGCGGUCCUGGUGGUGUGUGCCUGUGUCCUGGCCCGGAGCCAGCGGCGGUUUAUUUUAAGCUCCUAUAAGAGCUCAGUGACACCAUAUUUGUCCCUGUUCCCCUCUCCCCUGGUGCCCGUUGGCUUGGCAGGGAGGCCACAGGGGUCCUGCCUCUGUCCCCAUUCUCUUCUCACGUGUAUUCACGGCCUUAAACUCUACUUUCCAACCACGGUACGUCCAUAAAGGCAGUAUUACGCUUAAAUGAAGUAUUCUUUUUUGUAAUCAUUUUUUAGAUGGUAAAGAAAUGUAAUAAAGCUACUUUAUGAUAAUGCCAA